Carlito syrichta (Philippine tarsier) is the source of this 1124-nucleotide messenger RNA. RefSeq names its product mucin 15, cell surface associated (gene MUC15). Bases 26 to 1030 code for a protein of 334 amino acids. The record is from RefSeq and is a predicted model, not a curated record. Lineage: Eukaryota; Metazoa; Chordata; Mammalia; Primates; Tarsiidae. The transcript has 3 exons.
AAAGUCAAUACCAAAGAAGGCUACAAUGUUGACCUUAGCCAAAAUUCUGUUAAUUUCAACUUUGUCUAGUUCACUACUAUUUGAGGGCCAUGGGAAAGAAACUCUAGACUUAAACACAACACAAAGCAUUGCAGACAUUUUGAAAACAAUGGGAAAUCAACCUGUUUCUUUGGAAAGUGAAGCAAAUUUGAGCUGGUAUAAGGCAAAGAGUAACACCACGAAGCCCAAAACAAGUCUUUCCCCUCCUUUGGUUCCAUUCAACAAAACCCAGGGAUCAUCAGACUUUUCCAGUAACUCAUCCGCAGAGUACUUUCCCAGCAGUUCAGGACCCACACCCACGUUUUCCACAAGCUCCCCAAUGAUCCAUGGCUUUGUUUCUAAAUUGCCUUGGAAUGCAUCUCUAGCAGAUGACCAUUCUUUGCCAGUCUCAGGACAUCCCAAUGCAACACCUGCUGUGUCUCUGGAAAACUUCACUUGGUCUUUGAUCAAUGAGACCAUGAAAGCUCCUGACAACACUUCCGCUACAGUUAGCAUCCUGCCUCCGGAACCAACUACUACACCUGUGACCCCCUUGAUAAUGGAACCAACCGAAUGGCUUACCACCACUAGUGACAGUUUUGCCGGGUUCACGCCCUAUAGAGAAAAAACAACUCUACAGCCCACUUUAAAAUUCACCAAUAAUUCAAAACUCUUUCCAAAUACAUCAGACCCUGACAAAGAGAAUAGAAAUACAGGAGUAGUAUUCGGGGCCAUUUUAGGGGCUAUUCUGGGUGUUUCACUGCUCACUCUUGUGGGUUACUUGUUGUGUGGAAAAAAGAAGACGGAUUCAUUUUCCCAUCGGAGACUUUAUGACGACAGAAAUGAACCAGUUCUACGAUUAGAUAAUGCACCUGAACCAUAUGAUGUAAGUUUUGGGAAUUCUAGCUACUAUAACCCAACUGUGAAUGACUCUUCCAUGCCAGAAGGUCGAGAAACUGCACGUGAUGGCAUUCCUAUGGAUGACAUACCUCCUCUUCGUACCUCAGUAUAAAACGAAGAGGGAAAAGGCUUCGAACAGCAUGUAUUCGUCUGCAUCCUGGUCUUUUAACAAAAACUUUUCUUCCAAGAGAUUACACAAGAUCACU